Myripristis murdjan (pinecone soldierfish) is the source of this 3915-nucleotide messenger RNA. Its product is annotated as 2-aminoethanethiol dioxygenase-like. Gene Ontology annotation, molecular function: oxidoreductase activity, acting on single donors with incorporation of molecular oxygen, incorporation of two atoms of oxygen. The record is from RefSeq and is a predicted model, not a curated record. The coding region runs from base 106 to 879 and encodes 257 amino acids. The transcript has a single exon. Gene Ontology annotation, cellular component: mitochondrion. Lineage: Eukaryota; Metazoa; Chordata; Actinopteri; Holocentriformes; Holocentridae.
GCUGUCGAGUGAGUCACUUCGACAAUACACAAGCUUUGGCGCUAGCUGAAGGAGGCUAACGCUAGCAGGCGGUGUUCACCGGGCACGGUCGGGUCGCGGUUCGGUAUGAUUCCCGGGGACAGCAGCAUGAGCUCCAUCGUGCAGCGGAUCGCCCGCCAGGCUCUGGUCACCUUCAGGCCGCCGCGGCACGCCGGGGAGGCCGCGAAAAGUUUCCAGGAGAACCACAGCAAGCUCAAGAGCCUGCUGACGGAAGUGCGAGCGGCGGACCUGAAACUCGUCCCCCGGCGAGCCGACGGCAGCUGCCCGGCCGCCGGCGUGCCCCCGCGGCCGUACCCCGGCGCGCCUCCCCCGGUCACCUACAUGCACAUCUGCGAGACGGACGAGUUCAGCAUGGGGGUGUUCCUGCUGAAGAGCGGCGCGUCCAUCCCGCUGCACGACCACCCGGGGAUGCACGGCAUGCUCAAAGUCAUGUACGGCAAGGUCAGGAUCAGCUGCUUCGACAGGCUGGACCGGCCGGCCGGCGACCCGCAGGCGGCUCCGCCCGCCCAGAGAGGAGCCCUGCGGCGCUGCGUGCUCCGCUCCACCGGGGAGUACACGGAGGAGAGCGGGCCGUGCGUCCUCAGCCCGGACCGGGACAACCUGCACCAGAUCGACGCCGUGGACGGACCCACGGCUUUCCUGGACAUCCUGGCCCCGCCGUACGACCCGGACGACGGCAGGGACUGUCAUUAUUACAAGGUUUUGUCCGAAGCGGAGGGCAAAACGACGGAGGAGGCGCCGAAGGAGAAAGAGAAGGAGGUCUGGAUGAUGGAGAUCACGCAGCCUCCCGAUUUCUGGUGCGGAGGGGAGCCGUACCCCGGCCCGGAGGUCUCCCUCUGAGCAUCUGACUGACCUGCGGCCUCAAAAUGUCCCCUGUCCCAGGCUGCUCCGGGUCAGGGCACAAGGCCUCGCAACGCUUUGGAUGGACUUGACUGGACUGGGCGAAAAGAUAAUUUCUUCUCCAAUUAAGUGAUUAAUUAAACCUUGUGACAGUGGGAUGUGAUGCUGUGCAGUCUGCAGGCGGUGUUGGCCAGCCUGUGCCUCCUUCAUGGUCAAGAAUGUAGUUACAGAAUGACAUAACCAACAUAAACACCAAAGAGAUCUGACGAUAGACUGUAUAAACUUCAUACAGUCUACAUAUCUGACACUCAGAAUUAGGUGACAGGGUAAUAACUUUAUGCAGAGGUAAACAGCAGUAACUGUUUUUUUUUUUUUUUUUUUUUUUUCAAAAGGUCGAAUGUCAGGACUUAAGUCUGGAUUUUGUUUUAGCACAAAUUAGACCCGUUUCUGUGCUACUAAACAAUGUAAACCACCCACUUCUGCACUAAUAAUACAGGACAGGAGAUAAUGGUGGUGAUCUCAUGCAGUUACUGCUGUUCUCCCCCCAAAAAAUUUCAUUUUCAGGUUUUGGGAAUGAACUGGGAGUGUUUUCAUGAUGCAUUUCUUCCUAUCUGUCAUCCACUAUAGUUUUGCCUCUGCUUUCAGUCCCCAUUGUCACCGGGGUCACCCUAACCCUAACCCAGAUAUCACCCCGUGUGUUGUGGUCUAAUGUCUGGAUUAGACAUCAGACCACAGGAACGCUGUGGCCGUUCAGGCCUCUGAGUUUAUGAGUAACUAAAUCUCAGGACUGCAUGUUGGCAGGGAGUGUGUGUUGAUGAUUGACAGCCGUAACAACAGUGAGGAAAGCAAGGAAAUGGAUGCAGCAUCAGACUUUUUGAGGAAGUGGUGGAAAAUGGCAGCAUGAACAGGGUUACCUUCCUAACUGAGGGAGAAGUGGCAGAAAAUAAAGAGUUUUAUCAGGUACAACAGGCCACUAACACAACCAGGGUUUGGGGUUUGGAUCCUGUUGCAGACACAUAUUGCUGGCUGAAAACCUUGUAUUAACAAAUAUCAACUUCUUACAGACUAGAAGAAAUUGUCUUUAUUUACUGGACCACUUUGCUUGUUUGAGCUUAUCCAGUGCAGUUUGAAAGGGAUUUACAAGACCCAGGGUGGUACAGUUUUCUGCACCCUAUAGUCAAAGUCAAAAUAUGGAAAUCAUCAGAAUUGCAGGUUUGAGCUUCUCACAUGACACCAGAAAAGCAUUAAAGAUGUAUUUGUGCAAGAUGCUGCAAGGUUUAUGGUUAAAAGCGCCCGCCAAGUGCUUGAUGUUAUCACUGUGGGGGAUAAAGAGGCUCCUGCUGCUGCUGCUGCUUUCCAGAAAGUCAGAAAUUGUGACUCUGUGCAGGAAAAAGUCAGAAAACCAAGCAGGAAGCUACCUGGUGUCAUGUCGGCAUGGCGUCACGCACGUCAAACCCUGUUAUAGCACUACAUGUUUAUGAUCUCUGCAGUACACUUUAAAUUAUAUUUUCAGUCUCAUGGCACUCGAAAACGCCUGUGUGGUGAAUGGUUGUAUGUAUAAAUUAGAAAUAUAAACUCGCUCUCACAGUUGCUGACUCGUAUGCUAAUUGGCUUGCAAAUGGUGGCAUAAUUUGGGGCGAAGAGGAUUUCAUUGGCGACCAUGUUUGUUCUCUUCCUGCCGGCGAUUUUAAACGGAUCGCAGCACGAGAAACAGCAGCGAGGUGGAAAACGGGCGUUUGCCAGACUUUUCUUCGCUGUCUCUCGUCGGACGGUGUUGGCGUGUUUUUCUAAAUGUCUUCCGGGGCUGCAGGCUCCUCUUCAGCUCACAUGAAAACAGGAAAAUAACCCAAAAACAGAAGAAUCGAGGUUUUAACACAUCGACAGGACAUGCACAGGUUGUAAAAGUCAUUCCUCUCAGAGCUGUGCGCAUGAAUCUCAGGACUCUGCUCUGACUUGUGUGUGAUUGACUUGCUGUGGAUUGAAAGAUGAGGAAAGUGUGUGAUUCUGACCUGCACCGUCCCUUUUUGGCAGGAGGACGGGAUGGGCUCUCAUUUUUUGGUGAAGCUGCGGUCUUUCUUUGAAAACCAGCGUUUGCAAAAAGGCUCAUGUUGGGGUUAAAUACACAAUUAUGUUUAUUUGAAACUUUUGAGAGUGAAAAUGACAACUCCUAGUGCUGCAGCAUGUGCCCACACACUGAAUAACAAGGCAGAAAGAAAUCGGGGAUUUUGAUUUCAAAAUGUACAGCUGCACUAUUUAACUGAUGGCUAGCAUGAUAGUAGAGAACAUUACAGAUUACAGUUAAAGUGUUAAUUUCUCAUCUAACAAAAUAGUCUCAGUUUUGGAACAUAGACUGCUUUGUAAUAUUUUACUCCUUUCUCAGACAGGUGUUUGUUUGUUUGAAAUGGAUCUGUCGUAUUUUGGAACCAAACCUCAACUUGUCCGCUGCUGCUAAACACAGUUUCUGCUCUAAACAGAACAACGACUGACGCUAGAUAUGCUCUGUAUGGUGUUCCUGUGGGAAAAGCAAAAUAUGACUUUUUGUUAGCAAUAAUGUUUCUUCAACUUAGCACUUAAAAAUCAGGCCUGAGUGCAGAAUCCUGUCCUGGAGCAGUCGCUGUUAAAUGAACAGAAGCUGUAUCGAUGCGUUUUUGCCUGUAAUGGUUUUUCUGUCCGUUCAUAUAAAAUGUGGUGUUUAUUUUGCCUAAACACUGAAUGUUGACUUUUAUUUUCUAUGACUUCUUUCUCUCACAAUUUUAUUUUUCGUCCCUCCUGAUCUUUUGCUUUUUUCUUUGACUGGUCACUAACGCUGCGUUCAGGUGUAACUCAAAUUCAGACCUGUUAGAUUCACACGAGCUCUUUACGAUGUUCGUCAGGGGCGAAACACACAGGACGAGAUGGAGCCGCCAGAAAACAUUCAAGUAAAGGAAAGAUUUAUUUGGGUGCAAAUUAUAAAAAAAAAAAAAUCUUUUAGUCUGGACUCACGGUGAUUCACAGGCCUUUUUUGUUUAUUAACCAAAUAAAUCUCUUUUGCAUCUA